Molecule: messenger RNA, 663 nt
Organism: Dendroctonus ponderosae (mountain pine beetle)
Lineage: Eukaryota; Metazoa; Arthropoda; Insecta; Coleoptera; Curculionidae
Product: odorant receptor Or2
Exons: 4
Coding region: 180-575 (131 amino acids)
Biological process (GO): sensory perception of smell; detection of chemical stimulus involved in sensory perception of smell
Cellular component (GO): plasma membrane
Molecular function (GO): odorant binding; olfactory receptor activity
Source: RefSeq, a predicted model, not a curated record
UUGAAUUUCGGAAAAUAUACGAAAACUUUUCAACGCUUUUCCAUGCUUGUUCCUUGUGCUUGUAUCCAUCAAUCUCAACACAGCUUUAUUCGUUGCUUCUAAGUUCACUUCUCUCAGUAUCAAUUGGCCAUUCUUAUAACUUUAAAGUUCUCUUUAGGUACAUAAAAUGUCUCUUGGAUAUGUUUUCUAUAAUCAUCUUGGUCCAACUUGGAAGCAGUAUUGUAGUUAUAUGCAGUUCAGGAAUGGUGUUGUUAUCUCUUAAACCUUUAUCGAUUGAGGCUAUUUCAUUAUACUUCUACCUUAUUACAAUGUUUACUGAACUGGGUAUGUACUGCUGGUUUGGAAACUUUGUCUAUGUCGAGAGCUUAGAAGUAAUUAAUUCCUGCUACUUAUCGCAUUGGGAGGAACGCGGUCCAGCUGUAAGGAAAACAUUGUUCAUGCUUAUGGAAAGAGCAAAACGACCCUUAGAAAUCAAAGCGGUCAGAUUCUUCACGUUGUCGUUUGAUACAUUUAUUGUUAUUUUAAAAUGGUCUUAUUCGUACUUCGCUCUCCUGAGAAAUUGGAUGGCCGAUUAAGAUAUUCAGCACUGCAAAGCAUAGAUGCAAUUUUAGGCUUACCUGCAAACGAGCAUUAGAGGUGGUAAUAAAUACCGUUUAGAAGCAA